This is a messenger RNA of Capsicum annuum, 1212 nucleotides long. Its product is annotated as histidine biosynthesis bifunctional protein hisIE, chloroplastic. The record is from RefSeq and is a predicted model, not a curated record. The transcript has 6 exons. NCBI's taxonomy places the organism in Eukaryota, Viridiplantae, Streptophyta, Magnoliopsida, Solanales, Solanaceae. Gene Ontology annotation, molecular function: phosphoribosyl-AMP cyclohydrolase activity; phosphoribosyl-ATP diphosphatase activity. Gene Ontology annotation, biological process: L-histidine biosynthetic process. The coding region runs from base 118 to 963 and encodes 281 amino acids.
CCACAAGCCCAAGCCCAAAUACUAAGUAUCCUAAUCCAUAUUCGUUUCCUAAUCUCUCCACUAAACUCCACUACCCUGCGCCGCCACCUGCCGCCGCCGUCUUCCGAUUACCCUAAAAUGUCAAUUUCUUACUCUCCUUGUUUCCAGCCACUCAAAGUUUUCCCUAAAAACAGUCAUAUUCAUUCAAAAAUCGGCAAUUCAACGUUGAAACGAUGUACUUUAAUUGGAUGUAUGAAAAAACCACGUGAAGAUUGCUCACUCGAAGCAAAGGUUGAUUUCUUACUAGAUCGUGUCAAAUGGGAUGACAAAGGACUGGCAGUUGCAAUAGCCCAAAAUGUUGAUACAGGAGCGGUCUUAAUGCAAGGAUUUGCAAACAGAGAGGCUCUGUCAACAACAAUCUCAUCACGUAAAGCAACAUUUUAUAGCCGGUCACGGUCAUCUUUAUGGACAAAAGGAGAGACCUCCAAUAAUUUUAUCAAUGUUUUUGAUGUCUUUCUUGAUUGUGAUCGUGAUUCUAUUAUAUAUCUGGGGAAGCCUGAUGGCCCAACAUGCCACACGGGGUCAGAGACAUGUUAUUACACACCAGUUGAUGAACUUCUGAAAAAUCCAGAGGUUGAGAAAAACGAGCUGGCUUUGACAACUCUAUACGCAUUAGAAUCUACAAUCAACCAAAGGAAGGCAGAAACGUCCAGCUCUUCAAAUGGAAAACCCUCGUGGACAAAGCGAUUGUUGCUUGAUGACAAGUUGCUUUGCUCCAAAAUUCGAGAGGAGGCUGACGAGUUAUGCCGAACUUUGGAGCAAAACGAGGAUAAUGGACGGACUGCCUCAGAGAUGGCAGAUGUCUUGUAUCAUGCCAUGGUUUUGCUUUCUCUUAGAGGAGUAAAACUCGAGGAAGUUAUGCAAGUCCUAAGACAAAGGUUUUCAAAGUCAGGCAUUGAAGAAAAAAAUAGCCGGAAAUCCUAAAACAUAUGGGUAUACAGUUGAAGAAGGCCUCAUUAUUAUCGACGAUUGUUCUUUGCUUUCUACAAAAGAGUUUGAGAGAGAGGGAGCAUGCAAAAGCAUUGAAAGCUCCUCCCUAUGUCAAUAUAGAUUAUAUUGAUGUAAUUUUGCUAAACUAUGGUAACAUAUAUGUAUUUUUGAUUCUCAUCAUUUUUGUAGUUUGAUGUGAGAUGAAUGGUUUUCCUAUUGUUAAAAUUCUCUUUAUUUUUGUAA